UUAAAAAUCUGCGCUCCUCCGCCUUGUCACCAGUGUUGUGCGCAUUUUUUCCUCUCCUCUCCCGCAGCAUGGUGCUCGGACUCGGAAGCUCAGCACCGCAUUUUUCUCGGACGACUUAGACGAGCCAGCAACACCUGUUCCCACCUUUAGAUACAAGAUGCAGGAGGAGGACAGCACCCAGACAGGCUCACAGCGGGCCUUCAGCGUCCUGGACCGCCUGCUGCUCACUCACCCUGUGUGGCUGCAGCUGUCGCUCAACCAAGACUCCGCCCUGUACAUGCUGCUCAGAGAGCCUAUUGGGACCUUCCUGGUGCGCAAGUGCAGCUCCAGCCAGAGGAAGGUGCUGUGUUUGAGAGUGGCAGCCGACCGGAGUGCCUCCUCUGUUAAGGAGUGCUUCAUCUGUGAGGAGGACUCCACGUUCGCCUUGGAGAGCUCAGCACUCAGCUUUCCAGACUUGUGUCGUUUGGUGGCCUUCUACUGUAUCAGCAGAGAUGUAUUGCCAUUUCCUCUUCAGCUGCCUGAGGCCAUCGCCAAAGCCACAACACACCGGCAGCUGGAAGCCAUCUCACACAUGGGACAGGAUUUCUGGAGUGCACCAAGCACCGUUGACAUCCAAAAUGGUCCUUUGGGGUCUGUUGCAUCCACCAGCGGCGCCAAUGCCCAAAUGGCGGGAACUCAAGACCGAUGUUCCCUGUUCACGCGAGGCAAACAAGGCAAGGUCUGCUUCAUCAACCCCCUGUUUCUUCAGCUGGAGGUUUGCAAGCCGCAGCACACGAACCACAGCGCCUCCAACAAGCGGCACCGCUUCAAGCGCAGCAUGCGUCUCCGGCUCUCAGAGUCCUCCAUGAACCUGUCCCUCGAAGGCGUCGGCUCCUACUCGCCGCCCCCAUCACUAGAGCAGCCCGGAGCAUCGGAGGGUCUGCAGAAAGCCAGCCCAAAUCCACAGAGACGAGUUCACGCAGGGGCUGGAGUCCUGAGGAGAACCCCUGCCGUGUCGCCUGGCUCAGCAGAGGAAGACGACAUGAUGGCCAUAUAUGUGCCACAGACAUCUGCUGCUGCUGCUGCUGACGAGACACCCACGUUCCAGCAAGAGGCGGGAAUCGAAGGAACGGUUCUGGGCUUGGAGCGCCGUCCGGCUCCGUCCUUGGCUGAACUUGACAGCUGCAGCUCCUUCAGCAGUAUGGACGACGAACACGACUCAGAUUCAGAACCCGAAAGCUUGGUCCAGGUCCAGACAAACACCUUGCACCGCCCGCCGCUCGUCCGCUCGCGAGGCCGCGGCGGGAUGCAUCGCAUGAGCGAAGCUUUCGUGUGCUUUUUCGCGCCCGACAAGCGCCUUACCCGGCUGGUGGAGGAACUGGCCCGAGACAGACGCUCGGUGUUCGGGGGCAUCGUUCAGGACUUCCUCCAGGAACAGAGGAAGAUGCUGAAAACGCUGAGCUCCGCUUCGCCGUCUCUCGCCGUAACUUCGGUGCAGCUUCUGCAAAGUCUGCGCCUCUUCCUGUCGCAGGCAAAGUGUUGCUUGCUGGACAGCAGAGAACUCGAGCCUCCCAUUGAAACCCUCGUGCCAGAAAACGAGAAAGACCUGGCGUUGGAGCGGUCCAUGUUCUCCUGCAUCCUCAGGCCUUUGAAGUGCCACCUCCAGAAAGCCCUGACCUCUUUCCACAGUCGCGACGGCUCCACCCAGCGCCUCACUCAGAACCUGCUCCGCCUGAGAGGGAACGGCGCCAUGGAGCGGCUCGGCGUGCGGACAGGGGUCCCGGACGCCCGAGAGGUGGAGAGGGUGAAGCAGAAGCUGAUCCUGAUGCAGCGGACCCACUCGCCCAUCGAUAAAGUGCUCUUGCUGCUCCAAGUGUGCAAGUUCGUCCACAAGGCGAUGGGGACGUUACACGGACAGGAUGUCAGCUGGGAUGAUUUCCUCCCUGCUCUGUCCUAUGUGAUAGUUGAAUGCAACAGGCCUCACCUGCUGAUAGAGGUGGAGUAUAUGAUGGAGCUGCUGGAGCCCUCAUGGCUCGGUGGAGAAGGUGGGUACUACCUGACCAGCGUCUAUGCUAGCUUGUGUCUGAUCCAGAGCCUGGAGCAGGAUCAACCGUUCUCCGGCUGCCUGACGCCACAAGUGCAGGAAGCUCUGAAGGAGUGGAGCUGCAGACGGACCCUGGAGGCCCAGAAACAAAAGGAAACCCAGCAGAGCCAAAGGUGCGUUCGGAUACUGUUCCAGGACGGGGAGCGGAGCGCCGUGCGGACGUUGCAGUGGAGAGCCGGCGAGACCAGCCAGGCCCUGGCGCAGCUGUGCGCCUCCACCUUCGGAGUGUCCGACCCGCAGCAAUACACACUGUUCUGGCGCAGCGGCGGCGAGAUGAGGGCCCUGCCGCCCCAGGCCCAGCCCCAGGACCUGGCCAGCCACAGCGAGGGGGGGCCCUCGCUCUCCUACCUGAGGACCGACCACGACUUCAGCAAGAUGCGGCGGCUCACCAGAGGUGGUGCCGUGGACCUGAGCGAGUCGGUGUGCGAGGAGUGAGUGGGAGGCACAGAGGAAGCAGCAGGAGGAGGAGGAGGAGGAAGGGUUGGGGGAGAUGGAUGGGUGGUUGGUGUUUUUCUCUGUCUCUUACUCUCUCUGUGUGUCUCCUCUCUCCCGCGGCGCACUGUGCCUCGUCACGGGUCGUGAAAAACGACGGUCCUGAUCCUCCGUCCUGAUCCUGAACGGACCAGAGCAAAAAGCAGAGACAACUUGCUGAAAGUUGUGCCACGCAUUGAGGCCGCUUGUGUUAAAAGGAGUGUGCUAUUUUGUGACAAGGAAAAUGUGUAAUAAAUGGAUUUGAUUGUUUUU
Molecule: messenger RNA, 2827 nt
Organism: Gambusia affinis (western mosquitofish)
Lineage: Eukaryota; Metazoa; Chordata; Actinopteri; Cyprinodontiformes; Poeciliidae
Gene: rin1b
Product: Ras and Rab interactor 1b
Exons: 12
Coding region: 158-2518 (786 amino acids)
Biological process (GO): vesicle-mediated transport
Cellular component (GO): cytosol; endocytic vesicle
Molecular function (GO): small GTPase binding; guanyl-nucleotide exchange factor activity
Source: RefSeq, a predicted model, not a curated record